ACACCUGCCCUUGGAGUCCUCUUUCACCCUCUGCUGCCCGCCAAAAUGACAGACUCCAUAGUACCGAUGGACGAAGACGUGCUGAGCGAUGUUGUUCCCAGCAACAUCGUCUCCCGUCAAGGACCGUCCACCAGCAAAUCAUCGCCUUCCAAGCUCGCUAAGAUGCAGCAGAUGGCAGAAAGACGUGAGAAAAAGCAAAAACGCAAAGCGGACGAGAGCCAGCUCCACGUUAAGAGGCAAGAGAUGGAUAAAGCCAAGAUUGCGGAUUCCGUCAAACGUUACUCUUACUUGCUCGGUCAAACCGAUCUCUUUAAGCAUUUUGUCGAUAUCAAGAAAGCGCGCGAUCCUCAGUACGCCGCACUCCUAGAUGCUCAACCAAAGCAGAAGGGAAGAGGGCGUAAAAAAGCGGCCGACCAGAGUGCCCGCCACAGAAAAUCAGAGAAAGAAGAGGACGAGGAAAUGUUGAAAGACGGCGAGCUUGCCGCUGAGGGGGACGACCAACCUUUCGUUUUCGAGGAAUCACCCAGCUAUAUCAAGGGAACCAUGAGGGGAUAUCAGUUACAGGGAUUGAACUGGAUGGUUUCAUUACACCACAACGGUUUGAACGGCAUCCUUGCAGAUGAGAUGGGCCUCGGGAAAACACUGCAGACCAUUUCCUUCCUUGGCUAUUUGAGGCACUAUGGUUCAACUCAAGGUCCUCAUCUCAUCGUCGUACCUAAAUCCACGUUGCAGAAUUGGGCUCGCGAGUUUGAGCGGUGGACCCCGGAUAUAAACGUUGUAGUUCUAACGGGCACGAAGGAAGAACGUAGCGAGAUCAUCGCUGAGCGACUCAUCCCACAGGAUUUCGACGUUUGUGUGACGUCAUACGAGAUUUGUCUCAUCGAAAAGUCUGCUCUGAAAAAGUUUUCGUUCGAGUACAUCGUCAUCGACGAAGCGCACCGUAUCAAGAACGUAGACUCCAUCCUGGCGCAGAUCGUUCGCUCGUUCAUGUCUCGUGGACGGCUGUUAAUCACCGGUACUCCACUUCAGAAUAACUUGAAGGAGUUGUUCGCACUGCUGAACUUCAUUUGCCCCGAGAUUUUUUCAGACUACGCAGAUCUUGACGCUUUUCUCCAUAAAGACGAUAGCGGUACUGGGAAUGAAGAAGAGAGGAGCAAGAAGGUCGUCGAAGCGCUGCACAAAAUCUUGCGACCGUUCCUUCUCCGACGGGUCAAGUCCGACGUUGAGAAGAGUCUUUUGCCUAAAAAAGAAAUAAACAUUUAUGUUGGUAUGACAGAGAUGCAGCGCAAGUGGUACCGCUCGGUUCUGGAAAAGGACAUCGAUGCCUGUUUAACUGGGAAGAAAGAAGGGAAGACGCGACUGAUGAACAUGGUCAUGCAGCUUCGCAAAGUGACGUGUCACCCCUAUCUCUUUGAUGGAGCUGAACCCGGUCCUCCAUAUACGACGGACGAACAUAUCAUCGAGAACUGUGGGAAGAUGAUUAUUCUGGAUAAACUUCUCAAGUCAAUGAGGGCUAAAGGCUCGCGCGUGCUGAUCUUCUCGCAAAUGAGCCGCGUGCUCGAUAUCCUAGAGGACUACUGCCUCUUCCGUGGUUUCAAGUACUGCCGUAUCGAUGGUAGUACGGCCCACGACGAGCGAAUCGUGGCGAUCGAUGACUACAACAAGCCGGAGAGCGAGAAAUUCAUAUUCCUUCUCACAACCCGAGCGGGUGGUCUUGGUAUCAACUUGACGACUGCUGACAUCGUAAUCCUGUAUGACAGUGAUUGGAACCCACAGGCUGAUUUACAGGCGAUGGACCGUGCACAUCGGAUCGGGCAAUCAAAGCAGGUGUAUGUUUUCCGGUUCAUCACGGAAGAUACCGUCGAAGAGCGAAUGCUGGAGCGUGCAGCACAGAAAUUGCGUCUCGACCAACUCGUCAUCCAGCAGGGGCGCCAGCAGCAAUCGAAAGCUGCGUCGAAGGAAGAGCUUUUGGAAAUGAUUACGCAUGGGGCGGAGAAGAUAAUCAAUUCUAGGGAUGACCUCCUAAUUAACGAUGACAUCGAUGCGAUCAUCAAACGUGGAGAAGAGCGUACACUGGAGCUGAACAGUCGCUAUGAGGGCCUGAACCUAGAAGAUUUGAGCAAUUUCAAGUCGGAUAGCACUGUCCAACAAUGGGAGGGUGAAGACUUUAGGGCUCGUAAGGGACUUAAUCUCAAUAUCUCGCUGUCAAAGCGUGAGCGGAAGACGAACUAUUCUGUGGAUAGCUACUUCAAGGAUACAUUACGAGCUGGACCCUCGAAGCCCGAAAAAGCUCCGAAGUUGCCUCGCGCACCCAAGCAGGUUCAGAUCCAGGACUUUCAGUUUUUCAACCCAACACUGGCGCAGCUACAAGAACGGGAGCUCGCCGUUUUCAAGCGUACGAAUAACAUUCCUGCGACACUCCGAGAGUCACAAGGUCCUGAGGACACACCUGAGAAGCUUGAAGCGGAACGUGCGACUGCUCAAGAAUUCAUAGAUACCGCUGAGCCUCUCACGGAGGAAGAGCAAGUACUUAAGGAACGGUACCUCGCAGAGGGAUUCCACGACUGGAGUCGAAGAGAUUUCCAGCAGUUUGUUCGUGCACUGGAGACAUACGGAUGGACAGAUGACUAUGAAUUACUUGCGUCAGAGAUACAAGACAAGAAUGCGAAGCAGGUUAAAGAAUACUAUUUGCAUUUCAAGAAACACUGGAAGGAAUUAUCUGAACACCCUCGUAUUGCUGCGCGCAUCGCUGAAGGUGAAGCGAAGAGGAACAAACGUUCCAAUCUUGAAGCGCUUCUUGCUAAAAAGAUUGCAAGUGUCCAACACCCGAUGCAAGAACUUGAGCUCAACUACCCUACGACGAAAGGGAAGGUUUAUUCGGAGGAAGAGGAUCGGUAUCUACUGGUUCGAUUGCACCACUAUGGUAUGAGCACUGAGGACGCGUACGAACGUAUCCGGAGAGAUAUAUCGGAGUUCCCUGUUUUCCGCUUUGACUGGUUCUUCAAGAGCAGGAGUACGCAAGAAUUGCAGAGACGGUGUAAUACGCUCUUAGGUAUGAUAGAGAAGGAGGCGGAGGCUCAAGCACAACAGGAGGGUAAAUCCAAGAGUGGACGGAGUAAGAAACGGGGAAUAGACGAUGCACAGAAGGACGAGGAUGCGAAAGAGUCGAGAUCGCCGUCGCCUGUCCCCGCUCCCGCGCCGAAGAAGGGGACAAAGAAGAAGAGGACGUAGCACCUGAGUGGACUUUAUGACAGCCCUUCAGUUGCCAUUCUUCGUGCCUGUUGUACACUUGGUAUAUUAGAUGGAUCUAUUAUGUUACUCCUCACCUCUCCUCUGAAC
Messenger RNA from Pisolithus orientalis, 3339 nucleotides. RefSeq names its product SNF2 family N-terminal domain-containing protein. NCBI's taxonomy places the organism in Eukaryota, Fungi, Basidiomycota, Agaricomycetes, Boletales, Pisolithaceae. Gene Ontology annotation, molecular function: nucleosome binding; DNA binding; histone binding. The record is from RefSeq and is a predicted model, not a curated record. Bases 46 to 3231 code for a protein of 1061 amino acids. The transcript has 23 exons. Gene Ontology annotation, biological process: nucleosome organization; regulation of transcription by RNA polymerase II. Gene Ontology annotation, cellular component: nucleus; chromatin.